CUACGGCGGCGGCGGCGGCGGCGGCGGCAGGGCGGCGGUGGCAGAUCGCGGUCAGGGCGACGGCUCGGAGGCCGAGGGUCUGUCGGGCAGGGAUCUCGGUGCCUUUCCUCCGAUGUGCUCGUGGUGACCCACCUUCGUACCUUCCCCACGUUUGAAGAUGGUGAAGCUGGACAUCCAUACUCUGGCCCACCACCUCAAACAGGAGCGCUUGUAUGUCAACUCGGAGAAGCAGCUCAUUCAGAGGCUAAAUGCAGAUGUGCUCAAGACAGCCGAAAAGUUGUAUCGUACAGCCUGGAUUGCAAAGCAACAGAGAAUUAAUUUGGAUCGGCUUAUUAUAACCAGUGCUGAAGCUUCCCCAGCUGAGUGUUGCCAGCAUGCCAAGGUUUUAGAAGAUACACAGUUUGUUGAUGGAUAUAAACAACUGGGAUUUCAAGAAACUGCUUAUGGAGAAUUCUUGAGUCGGUUAAGGGAGAAUCCUCGUCUUAUUGCCUCCUCUUUGGUUGCUGGAGAGAAACUCAAUCAAGAGAACACACAAAGUGUUAUUUAUACAGUUUUUACCUCCUUGUAUGGCAACUGCAUUAUGCAAGAAGAUGAAAGCUACCUCCUUCAGGUUUUGCGAUACUUGAUUGAAUUUGAACUUAAAGAAAGUGACAACCCCAGGCGGCUUUUGAGGAGAGGAACUUGUGCCUUCAGCAUCUUAUUUAAACUUUUUUCUGAAGGACUGUUUUCUGCCAAACUUUUCCUCACAGCUACUUUACAUGAGCCAAUCAUGCAGCUCCUUGUGGAAGAUGAAGACCACCUGGAAACAGAUCCAAAUAAGCUAAUUGAGAGGUUCUCCCCAUCUCAACAAGAAAAGCUCUUUGGAGAGAAAGGCUCUGACAGGUUCAGGCAAAAGGUUCAAGAGAUGGUGGAUUCCAAUGAGGCCAAACUGGUGGCUUUGGUGAACAAAUUUAUUGGUUAUCUCAAACAGAACACAUACUGCUUUCCACAUAGUUUGAGGUGGAUUGUGUCCCAAAUGUACAAAACUCUCUCCUGUGUGGACAGACUGGAAGUGGGGGAGGUCAGAGCAAUGUGCACAGAUCUCCUGUUGGCUUGCUUUAUUUGCCCUGCAGUUGUCAAUCCAGAGCAGUAUGGAAUAAUUUCCGAUGCUCCUAUUAAUGAGGUGGCAAGAUUUAACCUGAUGCAGGUUGGCCGCCUUUUGCAGCAGUUAGCAAUGACUGGUUCUGAGGAGGGAGAUCCCCGGACGAAAAGCAGCCUUGGAAAAUUUGAUAAAAGUUGCGUUGCUGCUUUCCUUGAUGUUGUGAUUGGGGGCCGUGCAGUGGAGACACCACCGAUGUCCUCUGUUAAUCUUCUGGAAGGGUUGAGCAGAACUGUGGUUUAUAUCACAUACAGUCAGCUUAUUACUCUGGUGAAUUUUAUGAAGAGUGUGAUGUCUGGAGAUCAACUGAAGGAAGAUAGAAUGGCUCUUGACAAUUUAUUGGCAAACCUGCCCCAGGCUAAGCCAGGAAAAAGCAGCAGUUUAGAAAUGACUCCCUACAACACUCCUCAGCUGUCUCCAGCAACCACUCCGGCCAAUAAAAAGAAUCGAUUACCUAUAGGACAACAGUUAGCAGCCAUCACUGCCUGGGACUCUUCAGCCACCAACCUUACUGCUCAUAUUCCUCUAGUAACCCCAUUUGCAACUCGGAGCAGAAGCCGAAGUAAUAUGCUAGUGGACCUACAUAUGGAUCACGAAGGUUCGUCUCAGGAAACCAUCCAGGAGGUCCAGCCAGAAGAGGUGUUGGUCAUAUCCUUAGGGACAGGUCCCCAGCUUACUCCAGGGAUGAUGUCAGAAAAUGAGGUCCUAAACAUGCAACUUUCGGAUGGAGGACAAGGAGAUGUCCCUGUUGAUGAAAACAAACUCCACGGUAAACCUGAUAAAACCUUGCGCUUUUCCCUGUGCAGUGAUAAUCUGGAAGGCAUAUCUGAAGGUCCUUCAAAUCGUUCCAAUUCCGUGUCCUCCCUGGACCUAGAAGGAGAGUCUGUAUCCGAGCUUGGGGCAGGGCCUUCUGGGAGUAAUGGAGUCGAAGCUUUGCAGCUGUUGGAACAUGAACAAGCUACCACACAGGAUAAUCUUGAUGAUAAGCUGAGGAAAUUUGAGAUUCGUGACAUGAUGGGACUAACAGAUGACAGGGACAUAUCAGAAACCGUGAGUGAGACCUGGAGCACAGAUGUCUUGGGAAGUGACUUUGAUCCUAACAUCGAUGAAGAUCGCUUGCAAGAGAUUGCAGGUGCAGCAGCAGAGAACAUGUUAGGCAGUUUGCUGUGCCUUCCGGGCUCAGGGUCAGUGCUUCUUGACCCCUGCACGGGUUCAACCAUAUCAGAGACAACAAGCGAAGCUUGGAGCGUAGAGGUAUUGCCAAGUGACUCAGAAGCCCCAGACUUAAAGCAGGAAGAGCGCCUCCAGGAGCUUGAGAGCUGUUCUGGCCUGGGCAGCACUUCUGAUGAUACGGAUGUCAGGGAGGUCAGUUCCCGCCCCAGCACACCAGGCCUCAGUGUCGUGUCCGGUAUAAGUGCUACCUCUGAGGAUAUUCCCAAUAAGAUUGAAGACCUGAGGUCUGAGUGCAGCUCUGAUUUUGGGGGUAAAGAUUCUGUAACUAGUCCAGACAUGGAUGAAAUAACUCAUGGUGCCCACCAGCUGACCUCUCCUCCUUCUCAGUCAGAGUCUCUGCUUGCCAUGUUUGAUCCACUUUCUUCUCACGAGGGGGCUUCUGCUGUGGUAAGGCCAAAGGUUCACUACGCCAGGCCCUCACAUCCACCACCAGAUCCUCCAAUCCUUGAAGGAGCAGUGGGAGGCAGUGAGGCCAGGUUGCCCACUUUUGGUUCUCACAUUUUAACUCCAGCUGAAAUGGAAGCAUUCAAGCAAAGGCACUCUUACCCUGAGAGACUAGUUCGCAGCAGGAGCUCUGACAUAGUAUCUUCUGCCCGGCGGCCCAUGAGUGACCCCAGCUGGAACCGGCGUCCUGGGAAUGAAGAACGAGAACUCCCUCCAGCUGCAGCCAUUGGUGCUACUUCCUUGAUGGCCGCACCUCACUCUUCAUCUUCAUCCCCGAGUAAGGACUCCUCCAGAGGAGAGACUGAAGAACGCAAAGAUAGUGAUGAUGAGAAAUCAGACAGGAACAGACCUUGGUGGAGAAAACGUUUUGUUUCAGCCAUGCCAAAAGCUCCUAUACCAUUUAGAAAGAAAGAAAAACAAGAAAAAGACAAAGAUGAUCUGGGGCCUGACAGAUUCUCAACACUCACAGAUGAGCCCAGCCCUAGGCUCAGUGCACAAGCUCAGGCAGCAGAGGAUAUUCUGGACAAGUACCGGAAUGCCAUCAAACGGACCAGCCCCAGUGAAGGAGCAAUGGCAAACGAGGAAAGUGCAGAUGUCAUGGGUGAUGGUGAAAGUGCACAUGAUUCUCCUCGUGACGAAGCACUGCAGAACAUCUCUGCUGAUGACCUCCCAGACUCUGCGAGCCAGGCUGCCCAACCUCAGGAUUCAGCCUUCUCAUACAGAGAUGCAAAAAAGAAACUGAGGCUUGCUCUUUGCUCAGCAGACUCUGUUGCCUUCCCGGUACUAACACAUUCAACGAGAAAUGGCUUGCCAGACCAUACGGAUCCAGAAGACAAUGAAAUUGUAUGCUUCUUAAAAGUUCAAAUAGCUGAAGCAAUUAAUUUACAAGAUAAGAACUUAAUGGCUCAACUUCAAGAAACCAUGCGCUGUGUGUGCCGUUUUGACAAUAGAACGUGCAGGAAGCUGCUGGCCUCCAUCGCUGAAGACUACAGGAAAAGAGCCCCAUAUAUCGCUUACCUCACUCGCUGUCGGCAAGGACUGCAGACCACACAAGCUCAUCUGGAAAGGCUCUUGCAAAGGGUCUUGCGGGACAAAGAGGUGGCUAAUCGGUACUUUACCACUGUCUGUGUGAGGUUACUGCUGGAGAGCAAAGAAAAGAAGAUCAGAGAAUUCAUUCAAGACUUUCAGAAACUCACAGCAGCUGAUGAUAAAACUGCUCAGGUAGAAGAUUUUCUACAAUUCCUUUAUGGUGCGAUGGCUCAGGAUGUCAUCUGGCAGAAUGCUAGUGAGGAGCAGCUCCAGGACGCUCAGCUGGCCAUUGAGCGCAGUGUGAUGAAUCGGAUCUUCAAGCUCGCUUUCUACCCUAACCAGGAUGGGGACAUACUGCGUGACCAGGUUCUUCAUGAGCAUAUCCAGAGAUUGUCUAAAGUCGUGACUGCAAACCACAGAGCUCUUCAGAUUCCAGAGGUGUAUCUCCGUGAGGCCCCAUGGCCAUCUGCUCAGUCAGAAAUCAGGACCAUCAGUGCGUACAAGACCCCCCGGGACAAGGUGCAGUGCAUCCUGCGGAUGUGCUCCACUAUCAUGAACCUGCUAAGCCUGGCCAACGAGGAUUCUGUCCCAGGGGCAGAUGACUUUGUUCCUGUGCUGGUGUUCGUGUUAAUAAAGGCAAACCCACCCUGUCUGUUGUCCACCGUGCAGUACAUCAGUAGCUUCUAUGCCAGCUGUCUGUCUGGAGAGGAAUCCUACUGGUGGAUGCAGUUCACAGCAGCAGUGGAAUUCAUUAAAACCAUCGAUGACCGCAAGUGACGAAGACGCAGGCCCACCUCGGCAGCAGACUGUUAGUCGGGCAGACAUCGCUGAGAUGCAGCGGCUGCUUUGACAUCUAAGGAUUGAUUUGUAGAGUACUGUACAGCAGUCAGACAUUUUAAACAGAUCUUUACUAAACAGAUGAAUGCGCUAACAAGCAGGUUCUUUUCUUUGGGUUCUUUUCCUCUCUGAGUUGCAUCUUUCAUCUCCAAGUAGAGAGUAACACUGCAAAAAGGGACCACGAUUUUCAGGCAUUUUGAAAUAUUUAAAAAUAGAACAGAAUCUCUUAGUAAAUUUUCAGAUCUCCAUUCAUGGAUACCCAGUUCUUUCUUUUCAUUUUAAAAAGAACAAUACACCUCUUUUAAGAUGCUGCCUAAUCUAUAUGCAGCUGAGGGAGGAAGGAACCAGUGGCACUGAGGACCCUGGCAGUGGUGCAUUUAUGGCAUGCUCUAUAAAUACACUCACCUGAGUUCAGAAGCUGAGAAGGAAAUGUAAAUAUCAUAUAUAUUUAUAUUUGAUGUAAUAUGGACAUCUUCAGAUUCUAAUAAACAAAGACAGUUGCUGAUAGUAGGUCAUGACAUACCCUCUUGUGAGAUGGUUUCCUUGACAGAAUUUAAGCUGAGCUUAAGAACAAACCCAGAAAUAUUUAUUAACAUGUAAUACAGUUUGGUGAACUCUCCAUGUAUGGAGUUUGACAAGGAGAGGAAGUCACAUAGGCAUUUAUCCCCAUGGGCACCUGUGAGCCUGCACGCAGGAGUCAGACUCACUCCUGGAUGUUACAUAAGAAGAGCAGUACACGUCUGACUUCAAUGUGGUACUUCUCAUCCGAAACCCCGAGUAUGCUGUAGGAACCCCAGACAGAGCUCCUUACGAACCUUUCAUUGUAAUAUAUUUUAGAUGAUUAUUCACAUUGAAUGCACAGACCAGGAAUUCAGUGAAUGUCAUUUUUUAAGAACUAAUUUGUAUUGUCUGCUCUAGUGAUACACGUUUUACUAGUGUUAAACUAUUUUAACCAUACUAUUCUUAUGGAAAAAAAUCUAUUUUGGCAGGUUUUUGUGCCUUUAUUUCCCUCUUCUGAGAAAAAGAAAGUAUGUGUUUAGAAGUUUGGUUUGCAUUGUAAUCAGUGAUCAGCCAAGAGUGGGCUUUGGUAUCUGAGCAGCUGGCCGGGGAGGCACCAGAGCUCCAAGCACAAGUCCUCCACACACACCAUCACCCACUGGCUUAGCUGUGUAUGCUUCCUAAAUGUAGCACUUAGCCUCUUUUAUGACAAGUGCUGCAGUCCCAUUCUUUGAGUCCCUUGUUGCUGCAGGAUAUUCAGCUUGUUUUUUUUUGUUGUUGUUGUUGUUUUUAAGGGACCUGUGACAAAUAGCCUUGAGCAGAUGCACACAGAGCUAUCUGCUGUUCAUCUCUUUCUGAGGUCAUUGUCCCCUGAUGCCAAAAGAAGCGGGAUUUUCUUCACCCUUCCACGUCUUCUCAUUUAUUUUAAAAUACUAAAAUAGUAAUUUGCACAGGAAUAUGGGAUGUGGUUUCUGCCUUUUAGAGAGAGCUCAGAAUUAAACUAGUCCUACAGAAUGUCCUUUUGAAGAUCAAGUCAAGAAGUCAUGUGCAGUCAUGUGCUUCCUGGGCUGUCAUUGUCAGCUCUGCAGGGGUUCUAGAGUCACAUCCCCCCAUAAGCACAUUGCAAGACAGACAGGAACACGGCUUCCAAGACCUAGAUGGGAGUUCCUUUACUUCAGUAUCUGAGUCAAUAAAUGUUAAGUCAACAGAAGGCUUUUGAAUAGUUGGAAUUCACUGUUAUGGGACAGCUUGCAAAUCAAUGAGAGAUUUUUCUCUCUCUAAAUAUAUUCCAUAUUAUCACUGUGGAAAUAAAUACGAACAUAUGGGCAUUGCAUGAGGGCCUUUUUUUUCUGUGGAGGAGAAGGUAGCAGAUUUGGGGUGCAGAAUUGCACUGGAGAAAGAAAAUAGGGCUUCACAGUGCCCAAACCACUGGGGAGGUUGAAUUUGGCAUUGUGACACUUUUGGACUCAGAGAUUGAGGAGCUCCAUAUUAUUCCGGGGGUAUAGUCAUGUUUCCCUUUGGAAACCAUAUCAGGAGGUGGGAGGACUUCAGCAUUAACCAUCACUGGUUAGAUUUCAUGAUAGGAUUCCUUGUAUUUCCAAAUUCAGGAAUGAGUUAACUCUGUAUGACAGUGACCACAUGUGAGACAGAAAAUGAUUUGUCUUUCUGAGAAAGAGGAAUGGUUGUCCUUCAAAUGUUUCUUACUGGUCUUCAACACUUUUUUUUCUCCAUGAAGGAUUAGUGCAAAAGUGCAAAGCCUCCCUUGGGAAAUAUUUGGUAGCCUCCAAUUAUUACAUGGAAUUUUAUAGUUAGUAGAUACUAAAUGUGGAGGUCAUGACCCAGUUUGCUGAAAGUUCAUGCAUAUUUCUGUUAACAUUCUGCUUCUUGAUGGAAUAGGAAUACAGAUUGAAGAUUUUUUUUUUUCUCUUUGUAAAUGGUAAACGUUUUUAUUUUUUCUCUCUACCUUAGGUAAAAUCUUGGUUACAGUAAUUACUUCCUCUGCUAUUUCUUUAUAAAAAUGUGUUUAUGAAAGCCUUGUGGUAUAGGUAUAUGGCUGUUGGAGGGGAAUUGGGCUUUAUGGGCAUUGAAAAUUAAUGUGAUCUACAGUUGUCUUUUUCCUCUUGUGUCCCUAGAUGCCUUUACUGAAGGAAGACUUCACAAAUACAUGUUCUUGACGUACUUAAGCAAAGAAAAUCCAGGCCCAAGCAGUGGGGAGCUGUGUUCUUGUCCUGAGAACCUGUGCCCAUCUGCAUGCUAAGCUGGACACUGUCCUUGCGUUGUUAGCUUGGCAGUUGCAUUCGGGCCAAGUGAAGGCCAACCAGGAGUUUUAAAUGUCUUCCUUGGGUGUGGCUGGGUGUGGAGAGGGAAGCUAGGAACACAUCUGCUGGAACUCAGUGAGUUGAAUAGAUGUGAUAGAAACUUAGUGUCAUUAGAGUGUGGGAGUUAGUCUAGUCUCUUCUGACUCUCCAUCCAUUUUGUUUCUUUGCAGAAAAGUCUUUUUCCCUCUUUUCAGGUCUUUGAAAUCCCUAGAGUUGAUCUUGCAGUUGCUGUAAUUGAGGAGGGAGUGUUAGAAACUGUUUUCUCAGAGCUCAAGACAGUUUUAGCAAGUAGACGUAUCAGUGAUGGACUAUUUGGGAUACUUUGAAUGCCAAAACACUGGAGCUAACUAGGCAUGGUAGCUCAUACCUAUAAUUCAAGCACUUGGAAAGCUAAGGCAGGAGUAUUGUCAUGAGUUUGAGGCCAGUCUUGGUUAGAGUGAGACCUUGUCUCAAAAAAAAAAAAAAGAAUAAUAAAAAGCUAAAAGCUUAAGAGCUUUAUCAGAUGAGUAUUACUUCAUGUGCGUUAGAAUGUAGGUUCCCAAGAGGCAGGGUGACCCAGAGUAGCUUUAUCACUAUGAAAACACAGGAGGAAUGGUGUGGAGCAGAGCCGGCUGCGAGGGUGGGCUGGGGAGAAGACGACCCAGGGCAGGGCCUCUUGCCUUGCAAGCUCAGCCAAGGUAACUGUCCAUGGUGGGGCAUCAGCUGAGGUAAUUGUCUGUCUUGUCUGAUGUGCACCUCCUGUGUUAAGAAGCUUUGUACUGCCUUUCCUCCAACACCUUUAUGUAAGCCUCAGCCCAUGAGCUCGCACCAUCUUGUAUGUGGGCUGGAAAGCUGUCCUGCUUCCCAAUGAAAUAACUGUAUGGUGUCCUUCUGUGAACUGAUUAAAAGGAAGGCAGUUUCCUUUACUGGC
Messenger RNA from Jaculus jaculus (lesser Egyptian jerboa), 8407 nucleotides. RefSeq names its product GTPase activating protein and VPS9 domains 1 (gene Gapvd1). Gene Ontology annotation, molecular function: guanyl-nucleotide exchange factor activity; small GTPase binding. The transcript is spliced from 27 exons. Gene Ontology annotation, biological process: vesicle-mediated transport; regulation of GTPase activity. Gene Ontology annotation, cellular component: endocytic vesicle; cytosol. The record is from RefSeq and is a predicted model, not a curated record. Bases 158 to 4621 code for a protein of 1487 amino acids. NCBI's taxonomy places the organism in Eukaryota, Metazoa, Chordata, Mammalia, Rodentia, Dipodidae.